Messenger RNA from Temnothorax curvispinosus, 5044 nucleotides. RefSeq names its product claspin. Bases 200 to 4882 code for a protein of 1560 amino acids. Gene Ontology annotation, molecular function: anaphase-promoting complex binding. The record is from RefSeq and is a predicted model, not a curated record. The transcript has 8 exons. Gene Ontology annotation, biological process: mitotic DNA replication checkpoint signaling; activation of protein kinase activity; mitotic G2 DNA damage checkpoint signaling. Lineage: Eukaryota; Metazoa; Arthropoda; Insecta; Hymenoptera; Formicidae.
GUCAGCUGUGCUGAAACUGCUGAAACAAGUUACUGAACAGAGUAGUUGCACGUAGUGUAUUCACUGUAUUCUUUCAUAUUCUGUAUUCUGUUCUGUGUGUUUAAAAAAAGAAACCAUAUAUGUGGAUUCUAUAUUUUGCUACAUAUAAUUCCUGUUUUGGUUUCACUAAAAGAAACUAAAAUCUCACACGUUUUCGAUAAUGGCAUGUAUCGUAUCUCCUCCAGUGGUUACUGAUCUCACAGAUGCUUAUUCAAGCAAGGAAGAUUUUAAUGGGAAAGAUCAUGAUGAAUCGGAUAUCUCUAAAAAUAUUCAAAAGCUCAAUGACGAACAAGCACAUGGUCAAGAACGUGAGGAAAAUAUUGAAAAAAGCUUAGGAGAUGUCGUUUGUGACAUGUUUAUGCCAUCAAAUGAAGAGAGCUGUUAUAACCAGGAGAAGUUGGAAAAUGAAGCUUCCAAUAUCGUAAUUGACAAAAUUUAUCCAAGCGAUGGAAUCAAUCUGAAUGAAUCCAGUAAGAAAAACGAAUUACAAAUUGAUGAUAAAAAAUCCUGCGAUACAGAUAAUAAUAGUACUGUUAAAAAGAUUUUGAAGAGAGCUUUAAGUCUUGCGGACAGUGAUUCUGAAGAAACGAAUUUUUAUGAAACAUUAAACAAAGAUUCUAUUGAUGAAGAUGAAUAUCGGUCUGGAUCGCCUGAAUAUUCGCAGAUUGCAGAACCGAACAAUUCAAAAAAUAGGAGGAGAAUAAUAGACAGCGAAUCUGAAGAAGAUACACAAACAAGCGAGGGUAACAACUUUUCUCAAAUGGUUCACGAAACUAUAAGCACUACUGCUGAAAGCUAUCGGGGUUUAAUAGAUUCUGAAUCAGAGGAAGAGAAGCAAAAUGAAACAGAAAACGACACUUCUGUCAUACCUGAGGAAACAUCAGAAAGUAAGGAUGCUAAGAAAAAAUUGGUUAAAAAGAGAAAGGGCUCCAUAAGAGCUUCCAAAGAUGAGGCAAUGCGUCAAAUACAUAGCGAAACCCAACGUUUAUUAAGAGAGACAGAAGUUUCUUUACCAUAUCAUAGGCCAAAACAGCGUACAUUACAAGAAUUCUUGAACAGAAAAAAAAUAUCAGCUGCUCUUCCAAAAGCACCUUCAACAGCUGCAAAACUUAAGAUGUCGUCUGCGAUAGUAAGUCGGGUCCUUGCAGAAAAGGAAAAAGAAGCAGAACUUUUUUACAAAUCCUCAGAUUCUGAAGAUGAUAUGCAACAAUCAAUGUCUUUUGUUAGCAAAGAUAUGAAAAAAUCUUUCAUUACCAACGAGAGAGAGAAGCUACCUUCGAUAGAUAUCGAUCAUAUAUGUAUUCAAGGUCCUGAAAGGAUUGGAACAAGCACUCAAGAUUCUCAAGAUAAUGAGAAAGAGAUUGUACAAGAAGAUCGCUUAGACCUUAAUGUACCCAGAUGCAAAGUACUAGAAAAAGAUCUUUGCGAAGUAGAUCAUCAAGCUGUAAAGUUAUUCUUAACAGAUAACAGUAAUUUAGGUGAUGAAUCUGAUACAUUGUUACGACAGAUAACAGAUGAAUGUAAUCAAAAUCUUUCGAAGCUUAGUUUACCAAGAAAAUUAUUUGAUACAUCUUUUGAAAAUGAGUCAAAUGAAGUUUCUGAAAUAAAUCUCAAUGCACAAAAAGAAACAGAAGAAACCGUUGAAACUGUUAUUACCUCUUUGAACAAGGAAAAAUGUACUACAACAGAGGAUCACACAAAUGAAAUAUCAAAAGUGCAUCAAGAUGAUUCUGAAGUAAUUAAUGAAAAAAAUAAAAAUCAGGUUAUAGAAGCAAUGAAAAUAUCAGAAAUGUCUAACGGGAUAAAUAGUAAGGAAGUAACUGAAACAUUUCAAAGUGAUAAUGAUAUAUCGGAUAACGUUAUAUGUUCAAAUCCCAAUGAUUGCAUCAUAACACAGUAUAAAAAUAAUGAAAAAGAAGAUGAAUGUUCUGAAACAAAUAAUGUAGCAAUACCAUCUCAUACUAUAAUUAGUGAUGAUCAAUCAGAAAUUCAACUUAAUUCUUCGACAAAUGAAUGUGAAAAGUUUGAUGGUCACGUACAAGGUUUGCCUCUGCCAGAAUUUGCAGAUGAGACUUUACUAAAUAGAAAAAAAUUAUCGGCGUUAGUAUCCAAUUCGAAAGUCACAUUAAGAGGGUCGCCAGGUAUGAUUAUUGAUCUAACAGGCGAUGCAAAACCAAAUGUAAAAGGUGUAAAUACUUUAUUAGAUAGAUUUUUCUGCAAACACACCAACACAAAAAAGAAUGAUAAUAAUUCUGAAGUGACUGUAAUACACUUACAAGAUACGCAGAAUGGUCCUGUUCCAAUUAAAGAAGUACUCCCGUAUAAAGUGCCUACUAGCACCGAUAAUCCUGAAUUGAAUAAGCCCGGAUCCAAAUUAAUGCGUUUAAAGGAAGAUCUGAAAUUACAAAUGACUUUAAAGCGUAACAAAGAAUGGAAACAGAAAGAAAUGGAGCUGCAAGCGCAGGAGAAGGAAGAAUGGGAUGAAGAAGAACGUGAUUAUGAUUCAGAUGAACAAGACAAAGCGGAAUUGGUUUUUGAAUCGAGUGGCAGUGAGGAAAGUGAACCCGAGGAGAAUGACAUUUACAUUAAGGAGAAGAAAAGGAGUAAAUGCCUAUUUGCAGAUGAUGAAGCUGAAGUUACAGACAAUGAGGAUUCAAGUACAGAAGAGACAUGCAUUGAGGAUGAUACGGAUCAUGUAAAACAGAGUAAACAGUUCAAAAGUUUUAAAUAUAGAAAAGAAUACAUGGACGACGAUGUAAGUGAGGUAGAAAUCGAUCAAGAAGAAGAAGAAGAAGAAAAUGACGACGAUGAUGAUGGUGAAGAUGAAGACGAGAAUGAAGAACCUUUCUUAGAAGAAAAAGAAGAAAGUUUAGAUGCAAAUAUGGAGAAUAGAAAUAAAUCUAACUUCAAAAAUGAUAGCAACGUUGAUGUUUGUAAGAGCUUAGGGAUUGCCACAGAUAAAAAUGAUAGAAAAACGAGACAGUUAACAGAAGAGCUUCAAGAUGAUUCAAACAUUACAAAUCCAAGUUACUUACGAAGUGAUAACAGUCAGUUAAAUAUAGUGGCAGACAUAGGUGCAUCUAAAGCACAUUGCGAAGAUAAUGAUUGGAUAAGUGAAAAUGAAAGCAAUAUGCCUGCUUGUCAGCAAUAUGCAGAAGUUGCUACGAGGAGCCAGAUAUGUAAGACACCUUCGACGAAAACAAGUAUGCUCGAUUUGGUUUCUCCUAUAACGCAAUUAAGCAUAUUGAAUACCACCUUAGAUUCUAAUAAGAAAGAUUUAUCGGAAGGGACACAAUGUCUAGUUGAUAAACAUGAAUUCUUCUCCAUAGAAAGCACACAGUGUGACGAAUCUUCUGAACAUAUAUACAAUAGAAAUAAAACUAUUUUAAAAAAGAAAUUGUUCGAUGAUAUUGGAGAAACUAUUGAUGAUGAAUAUCUCAUGCGAUUAUGUUCGGGCAAAUUUGAAUCUACGCAAAAAAUUGAUCUAGGUAUAUCUUCGCAAUCCAAUAUCACUGAAGUAUCGCAGUUAUGUCCAAGUGAAUCUGAAUCAUGUCCUGGAAAUUCUAACGUGAAAUUAGUCGACGUUAAACAAUCGAAAAAUCUAAAAGAAAAUGACAAAAUGCUUCAAGAUAUAAGAUUGAUCUUAGAUGAAGAUUCCAAUUCUGUAAAUUACGGAAAAGGGAUAAAUAAAGUUAACGCAAUGGAUUCGAAGUUAAAAUUAAGAGUUGCUUCCUCGGACGAUGAGGAUGAUGAAGAUUUGUUUGUAAAAUCCAAGAAACGUCUGGCCAGAAGAUUUAACUUGUCCGAUUCGGAAGAGGAGAGUUCUCAAUUCUCCGACGAAGAAAACGAUGAUGUGGAUAAUGAAGAGGCAGAGGAACAAUACGUUGAUUAUGAUUCCGAGGAAAAUGAAGUAACAGUUGUACCAGAAAAGGAUAUAAAAAAAGUUGCAGCUAGUUUUCUGGAAGAAGAGGCAGAGUUAAGUGAAAGCGAUUGGGAUUCCGCCGAUGAGGAUGAGAAGGACUUGGAUAAGUUAGAAUUUGAGGAAGCUGACGAUGAACACUUAGACGAACACGAGGUGAAGGAUCAACUGGAAAAGAUUCAUAUGAAACAAAUGCUGGAUGAAGAUAAAAGGGAAGUUAGAUACCUGAAAGAGUUAUUAUUUGAAGAUGGCGAUUUACAUACCGAUGGAUCGGGACGUGAGCGUAAAUUCAAAUGGAGAAAUAUAGAUAAAUUAGGAAGUAACAUAGAGAUGCCACAAAUAUCUGAUGAAAACGAUGGCUGGGUAGACGUGCAAGAAGAUGAGGAAGAAGCAAAGUGGAGUAAACUCAGACACGAAAGGGACAAAUUUCUUGAGGAAAGAAUGAAAUCCUUAAAUAAUGAAAUCGAGGAUGAGUUAUGCGACAGUCAAAUUUUUAAACUCGGACUGGAAGCAGUUAAGAAAAUCAAGGGUAAUGAGUCACAAAAACAAGAUACUUCUUUCGAUAAAGUAGAAUCUCCCGAGAAUAUGGAACCAAUUAUGCCACGGAAUAUAACAGAUCUCUUGAAUGGACCAAAUAUUGGAAAGAAAUCUCAGACAAUAUAUAAUGUUAUAAAAAGACGCUCGCUCUUAUCUCGAGGGGAAGAGUCGUUGGCGAGGAUAGCUUCAUUGGCAAAGCAAGGUGAUUCUGCCUCUCAUGCGGCAAGUGCAAGAAAUUUUGUCUUCCCGCAUAUUGGUCAGGACACAGAUAAUACACUUAAAAAAAAGACCAGAAUAACUGGAGAAGAUUUAAACUCGCAAAUUAAGCCUGGAAAGAGAAAGAUGAUGUCAAAUGUGUCAUCAGUAUCGAAAAAAAGGCGAAAAUAAGCUUCAUAGAAGAAAAAUAAUUUUAUUUAUAUAAUACGUAAAGACUGUCGUUUUUACAAGUAACAUUUAAUAUAAAUUUUAUAUAUAUAAAUGAAAUGACAAUGAAAUUAGAUACCUAAUUUUGUUAAGCUACUUCUAAAAGUUUGUUAGAUGCAUAAGAAU